AUAUUCCACUUCUCCAUAACAGGAGUGUGUGUUAAAGCAGUGAGCGGUGUGUGAUGUGUUAAUACAGUGGAGUGAACUCGGAGUGUGGAGAUCUCAGCUGGAGAUGAAGUCUAAAAUGGAGGCUGAACUAAACCACAGAACAGAACAAUAAUGUCGGACAUGUUAGAGAAGACUCCUACACGCCUUUUAGUAAAAUCAGAUUCUUAAUGAUAAUAUAAACGUCCAUUUCUGCAGGACACUGAGAUGGUCAGUGAGUGGACCAGCGUGGACAUUAGCAUGGAGUAACAUCUCCACACACCAGAGAACAUCCAGUCAAUCAGUUUUCUUCACAACCAUCCUGUUUCUCCUCCUUCAUUCCAGCAUCACUCUGCACUGUCUCUCCUCCUCCACCAUGCAGCAGUCCUUCAGCAUUCAUCAGUGUGUCCUGUUCCUCCUCAUCCUCACAUUCACCACUGCACCAACUCUGGCCUCCACUUCUGUAACAGUGAAACUACGUCAGUCUGCUACACUAUCAUGCAAUUACAAAUGUUCUGGUGUUGUCAAAUGGACCAUGUUCCAUGAUCCAGCCCAUAUUCUGGCUCAGUGUGAUCAGACACAGUGCAGCUCAGAGAGGGGAUAUGAAGUGUCUCAUGAACAGUACCUGAAGGGAAAUCUUCAUCUCACCAUCCCUGCAGUAGAUUACAGUAAACGUGCCUUAUACACAUGUGUGUGUGAUGGUGUAGAGGCCUGUGAUGUGCGUCUCAUCAUUGAACCCCUGGCUUUAUCUGUUCAGUUAAGCCCUGGUGAAGCUCUGGUGAUGGAUUUGCCCGUACCAGAGCCAGUGGAGGUGAGGUAUAAGGCCAGAGGUUCAGCUGAUUUAUACGGUGCACAGAUCUGUACAGUGACUCAACGGUCACUACACUGUAACCCUGAAUACACACCCAGAGCAUCACUCAGUUACCCCAACAUUACACUGAGAGACGUGAACGUGUCUGAUAGUGGAACCUACUCCAUCCGGGACAGGAAGAACGAGGAAGUCAUCCACAUAUACACACUCAUUGUGAACGUGGUCCAGCCAGAAACAGUGAAGAAGCCGGAGAGUCCCUGGUUGAUUGGCGUGCUGGUGGGGACCUUACUGUUACUGAUCCUAGUCAUUGUAGUGUGUGUGGUGAAGAAUCAGCGUAUAAAUCGUCUUAAGCAGGAAAACGCAGAGCUGGAGGAAAUUAUUAAACUAAAUGAUUCUGGGACUCAGGUGACUCAGUUUAAUCAGAGCCGACGGAGAUCCAACAGCGAUGUAGGACCAUUGGUGAGGCAGAUGUUAGAGAUAGAGAAGCUCAUACAGCGCUACAAAACUGAAUCAGUGAGAAAAUCUCAGAGCUUGCCGAACCUGAACAACACACAAGUGGUGGAAAUACUGAUGAGCAAGAAGUCAGAAAUGGAGGCAGAUGUACAGCGCAUGCAGAAAUCAGAGCAGGACACAAUCAGCAAGUGGUGGAGAUUGAGAAGACCAGAACUGGACACCAUCAUUGAGCACUGGAGAAAUAAUGACACAGAACUGGACCAGCUCAAACAGAUGGAACAAAGUUCUAGAGAGUCACACUAAAACAAUCACCUGAAAUCUGUUUCCCAGUGAGCACCACAGCGAGUACCACAGCACACAAUGGCCACGGGCUGCACUUUCCAGAAAACACAGUGUUCUACAUGCACUGGUAUAGUUUUUGAUCAUUCUCGCUGUGAGCUGUAUUUGUCUGUUGUAAACACUUCUAUCACGUCUCAGUAUUAAUUGUGAGAAGUCAGAUGAUUAAAUGCAUGCUGUGAAUGCAAAAAACAACAUGCUCAAGUUCCUUUAUAUUUUACUACACUCAUUUGCUCAUUUACUACAUAUAUUCAUUACCUUAUGCAGUUAAUCAGCCUUAGACCUGCACAGUUUGAUUUACUUUAAUUAACAUGCAGUUUUAUAUCCAGUUAAAUUCUCUAACAUGAUCAGCACAAAUACCUUAAAACCAUGUGUCCAAGCAUGAAGCGAUUUUUUUUUUUUACAUGUCAGUGACUUGGCCUGGGUUGCUGUACAACUUGUGUUGUUGUUCUUUCGGCUGCUCCCUACAUGUGAGGGGUCGCCACAGCAGACCAACUGGUCUGCACAACAAUUUGGUGCAGGUUUCACACCAGAUGCCCUUCCUGACGCAACCCUCCCAUUUUAUCCGGGCUUGGGACCGGCACUGCAUCCAGUGGCUGGGGUGUGGGCACUGGCUGGGAAUUGAACCCGGGCCUUCCACAUGGUAGGCAAGAACCCUACCACCCAUGCUGUACAACUUGUGUAAAUAUGUGUAAAUGUUAAUAUCAUUUGAUUGUGUUUUAUUUAUGAUGGAUUGCUUUUAAAAAUAAAAAUUUCUCUAUUUUCUGUA
Molecule: messenger RNA, 2384 nt
Organism: Hemibagrus wyckioides
Lineage: Eukaryota; Metazoa; Chordata; Actinopteri; Siluriformes; Bagridae
Exons: 7
Coding region: 392-1582 (396 amino acids)
Source: RefSeq, a predicted model, not a curated record